Peronospora belbahrii is the source of this 1107-nucleotide messenger RNA. The record is from the annotation of a GenBank genome assembly. Lineage: Eukaryota; Oomycota; Peronosporomycetes; Peronosporales; Peronosporaceae.
AUGAACAGUGUCCUACCAACAUUAACAUGGGGUACAUGGGAUGACGUCAGAUGGACGUCUCUGAAUGGCAUCAUUGAUGAUUCUGUUGCUUCGGUUGCUUCUACAGCUGUGGAUUGCGCAAUAUCAUCGAAAAAACAGCGAAGCUUUUGCAAACUGCGCAAAAAGGCUCUGCGGAAGCCCAAGAACUCGCAGCUUUGGUUCGAAGAACUGCUCGAGUGUGUCGAAAGCACUUCAUUUAGCCGCAAUUCGACCAAAUACCACUGCAAUCCACUUAGAUGUUUGCACACAUCAAAAGCGUCUCCAAAUGAGAUAGCAAAGGGGAUUCCUUGGGAUGACCUACCCGACGGAAUUCUCCCACGCAAUGGCAAACUACCGAUAGAGCGAGCAAGAAACAAGCGGCAACAAGUGGACAAUCUAGCAGUCUUUCUACAAACCAUACUGAGACCAGGCGAUGUGAUUGUUGAGUUUUGUGCAGGUUCUGGAUACGUGGCACUGCCGCUUGCUUGUCUUUUUCCACAGUGUACAUUCGUUCUACUUGAGAAGAAAGAGCAUUCUCUUGCUAUCGCCAAGAAACGGAUUGCUGCCGCCCACUUGACAAACGUGGAGAUUUCCUGUGGGUUUGUUAACGACUACUUCAAACCUUUUGACGUGGGCAUUGCCCUGCACGCUUGUGGUGAGGCCACCGACAUGGUGAUGCAGAAAUGUCUCGUGGAGCGGGCUGCGUACGUGCUGGCCCCAUGUUGCGUCGGCAAGAUUAAAUCAAGCAAGUUGGUCUACCCUCGUUCUGCUACACUUUCUGCUCAUCUCUCACGCGCUGAGUAUGAAGUACUGGCGAAAGCUGCUGACUUUGGGCAUUGGAGCAUUGCUGCCGUAGCACAGACGGAUAUCAACCGCAGACGCCGACGUUGCAAGACCUUUCUUGAGAGUGAUCGCAAUAUGUUAGCCGAGGAAGCCCAGUUCGAUACAUUCAUGUUUAUCAUGCACCCGCCGACAGCCACUCCCAAAAAUUAUGUUUUGAUUGGUAUCCCGCGUGAUCUAUCCGUUGGAGAUAACGCAACGGAGGAUGUAAACAUAUUCUUUCAGCUGGCAUGCAAAGAAACACUGUAA